AUGCUGAUGAAGAAGAGCAUUUGCAUUGCGUUGGUUACCAUAAUGCUUGUAUUGUCAUCACAGCUCUGUUCGGUGCAAAGUCGAGUUCUUCGAUCCAAGGUGUUACCAGAAGUAGCUGAUGAUUGUGCAGAGUUGAAAGGAUCAGGUUCUUCUCUAUGGAGGCUCUUUGCUGUUUCUUCCAACAAUUCAAUCACUCGUCACCUUCACCUCAAGAAUGACCAAGGAGGUUCAGGAUUUCGACACGUGCGGACGACAAUGGCCAAACCAUGUGGUUAUGCUGAUUUUGAGUCCUCACUGACUCACCCAGAUAGAACGGAAUCGUUGUGGGAGAAGCUGGUGAUUCUUGCUGCUAAUAUUAACGCCCCUUGGCACUUCUGGAAUUCCAAAGCUUUCCUUAUACUUGGAAACGAGGACAUGCAGUGGAGGCUCAUGUUCAAGGAAGCUUUUAUCUUUCGCCUUCCUCAGUUCAAAUCGUACCACCUAUGGUGGUGGAAUUUACCAGAAAUGGUGAACCUGAUUAAUAGACAUAGGAGUCCCUUUCGCUUUUUGCGUCGUGGGUCAUCGCAGCAAGGUUUUGAACCCUUUAUGCGGGAGAAAUAG
This is a messenger RNA of Sphenostylis stenocarpa, 600 nucleotides long. Lineage: Eukaryota; Viridiplantae; Streptophyta; Magnoliopsida; Fabales; Fabaceae. The record is from the annotation of a GenBank genome assembly.